Messenger RNA from Aspergillus nidulans FGSC A4, 174 nucleotides. RefSeq lists its product as uncharacterized. The transcript has 2 exons. The coding region runs from base 1 to 174 and encodes 57 amino acids. Lineage: Eukaryota; Fungi; Ascomycota; Eurotiomycetes; Eurotiales; Aspergillaceae. The record is from RefSeq and is a predicted model, not a curated record.
AUGGCAGAUGCCAUCACCGGCUUCGCCGCCCCGACGAGAAAAGGCAUGGACGCCAGAUUUGCGGUGUCGAAAUUCUUCGCGCAAUCCGUAGUUGGUCGACCACUGUGCGCAGGGUGUCUCGAACAAGGGUACGAAUGCCCAGGGCUAGGGAUAGCCAGUACAUACAUUUCAUAG